This is a messenger RNA of Hansenula anomala, 2160 nucleotides long. RefSeq names its product carnitine O-acetyltransferase YAT1 (gene YAT1). Gene Ontology annotation, biological process: carnitine metabolic process. The transcript has a single exon. Gene Ontology annotation, molecular function: carnitine O-acetyltransferase activity. The coding region runs from base 1 to 2160 and encodes 719 amino acids. Gene Ontology annotation, cellular component: mitochondrion. The record is from RefSeq and is a predicted model, not a curated record. NCBI's taxonomy places the organism in Eukaryota, Fungi, Ascomycota, Saccharomycetes, Phaffomycetales, Wickerhamomycetaceae.
AUGUCCACUUUCCAAUAUCAAGAUAAACUAGAGAAACUACCAAUCCCUGAUUUGAAAUCAACUUGUGAAAAUUAUCUAAAUGCCUUAAGACCAUUACAAACUGAAGCUGAAUUUAAAGAGACGCAGGCUGCUACUCAUAAAUUUCUCAAUGGUAUAGGUCCCUAUUUAGAUCAACAACUUCGAGAAUACUCCAAGACAAGACCUUCAUAUAUUGAACAAUUUUGGUAUGAUUCUUAUUUGAAUUAUGACUCUCCAGUUGUUUUGAACUUGAACCCAUUCUUCUUAUUAGAAGAUGAUCCAACUCCAAUUAACAAUACCCAAGUUAAAAGAGCAACUUCAUUAACUCAAUCUUCAUUAGAAUUCAUUAGAGCUUUGAGAAGAGAGGAACUACCACCUGAUAUGAUUAAGACAACUCCGUUAUGUAUGGAUCAAUACCAUAAAUUGUUUGGUUCUGCAAGAAUUCCAACUCAAACUGGUUGUGUUAUGCAAAGUGAUUCUUCAUCUCAUCAUAUUAUUGUCUUGUCAAAAUCUCAAUUGUAUUGGUUUGAUGUCUUGGAUAGAAAUAAUGAUUUGAUCUUGAAUGAUGAUGAAAUGUCUAUUAAUUUUGAAAGUAUUGUUAGAGAUUCAAUGAAGACAACUCCAAGUGAAUUGGCUAGAUCAAGUUUUGGUGUUUUGACAACUGAAAAUCGUAAAAAUUGGGCAAACUUGAGAAAUUCUUUGUUAAAUGAUCCAAUAAAUUACAAAAUCUUGAAAAUUAUCGAUUCUGCUUUAUUUGUUGUUGUUUUAGAUGAUAUUGAAUUGGAUACACUACCAGAUUUAUCUAAAAAUAUGCUUUGUGGUAUAUCAAAAUUGGAAAAAGGUGUUCAAGUUGGUACUUGUACAAAUAGAUGGUAUGAUAAAUUACAACUAAUCAUUACCAAAAAUGCAAAAGCUGGUGUUAAUUUCGAACACACUGGUGUUGAUGGUCAUACUGUCCUAAGAUUUUGCUCAGAUAUUUAUACUGAUUCUAUUUUAAAAUUUGCUAAAUCAAUCAAUCCAAAUUCUCCAUCAAUUUGGAAAUCAAAAUCUCCAUCAAUUUUAAAUAAAUCCUCAAUCGAUACAAAUAUUAUUACAAUCCCAAGAAAAUUGGAAUGGAAUCUAACUUCGGAUUUAUCAUUAUCUUUAAGAUUUGGUGAAACAAGGUUAUCUGAUUUAAUCUCUCAAAAUGAAUUUGCUACAUUAGAGUUUAAAAAUUAUGGUUCUGAUCUAAUCAAAAAGUUGAAAUGCUCACCAGAUGCAUUUGUUCAAAUGAGUUUCCAAGCUGCCUAUUAUGCAUUAUAUGGUAAAGUUGAAUGUACUUAUGAACCUGCAAUGACUAAACAAUUCUUACAUGGUCGUACUGAAGCUAUUAGAACAGUUUCACUUGAAUCAAACUUGUUUGUUAGAAGAUUUUUUGAAGAUGUUCCAGGUAAAGACAAGUUAGAAUUCCUAAGAAUUGCAUCAAAGAAACAUUCAGAAACCACUAGACGUUGUUCUCAAGGUUUAGGUCAAGAUCGUCAUUUAUAUGCAUUGUUUUGUAUUUGGAAACGUUAUGUUGCUGAUCACGAUGAUUCAAAUGCUGAUGACACUGAUGGUGAAGAUGGUGAUACUCAUUCAGAUUCCACUAUUGGUAAUUCUGAAAGUAUGGCUUCAUUUGGAGGUAAAUUUGAUAAAAAUGAAAUUCCAUCAAUCUUUGCAGAUUCAGGUUGGGAUAAAUUGAACAAUUCAAUCAUUUCAACUUCAAAUUGUGGUAAUCCUUCAUUAAAAGUUUUCGGAUUUGGUCCAGUUGCUUCUAAUGGGUUUGGUAUCGCUUAUAUUAUCAAAGAAAAUUCAAUCACAGUUUGUGUUUCUUCAAAGCAUCGUCAAACUCAAAGAUUUAUUGAUACUUUAAAGAAUUAUUAUGAAGAAAUUGAACAUAUUUAUAAAGAAGAAAUCUUGAAUGCAGAAAAGCAAAAGGAAAGAGGAAGAUUACAACAUGCAAGAUCAGGAAACUUGAACUAUUUAUUAGGUGGUUAUGGUUACUUUGACUUGGAAGAUGAUGAAAUAAAAUCAAGAGGUAACAGUCCAGAAAGAUUUGGUUUCAAAAAAUCUGGUUUUUCAAGUAGACAAUUGAGUGAAAAGUUGAGAUUAGCUGAAUAUUGA